Messenger RNA from Pongo pygmaeus (Bornean orangutan), 1624 nucleotides. It is a transcript of the gene CHMP5, whose product is annotated as charged multivesicular body protein 5. Gene Ontology annotation, biological process: vesicle budding from membrane; late endosome to vacuole transport via multivesicular body sorting pathway. The transcript is spliced from 9 exons. Gene Ontology annotation, cellular component: multivesicular body. Bases 192 to 998 code for a protein of 268 amino acids. NCBI's taxonomy places the organism in Eukaryota, Metazoa, Chordata, Mammalia, Primates, Hominidae. The record is from RefSeq and is a predicted model, not a curated record.
CUCUCCGAGUGCACCAAGUCAUUUUGCUCUCCUUCCCCGGAAGACCCGGCUGAAAAUCCGGAAAAAGAAUCGGGAAACGCCAGGAGGCAUACUGCGCUUGCGCACGGAGGGGCCGGAAGUCGAGGCGGGAGUGACUCUGCUUCCGUUUCUGGUUUUGCUCUAGUGUUUGGGUUUCUUCGCGGCCGCUCAGGAUGAACCGACUCUUCGGGAAAGCGAAACCCAAGGCUCCGCCGCCCAGCCUGACUGACUGCAUUGGCACGGUGGACAGCAGAGCAGAAUCCAUUGACAAGAAGAUUUCUCGAUUGGAUGCUGAGCUAGUGAAGUAUAAGGAUCAGAUCAAGAAGAUGAGAGAGGGUCCUGCAAAGAAUAUGGUCAAGCAGAAAGCCUUGCGAGUUUUAAAGCAAAAGAGGAUGUAUGAGCAGCAGCGGGACAAUCUUGCCCAACAGUCAUUCAACAUGGAACAAGCCAAUUAUACCAUCCAGUCAUUGAAGGACACCAAGACCACGGUAGAUGCUAUGAAACUGGGAGUAAAGGAAAUGAAGAAGGCAUACAAGCAAGUGAAGAUCGACCAGAUUGAGGAUUUACAAGACCAGCUAGAAGAUAUGAUGGAAGAUGCAAAUGAAAUCCAAGAAGCACUGAGUCGCAGUUAUGGCACCCCAGAACUGGAUGAAGAUGAUUUAGAAGCAGAGUUGGAUGCACUGGGUGAUGAGCUUCUGGCUGAUGAAGACAGUUCUUAUUUGGAUGAGGCAGCAUCUGCACCUGCAAUUCCAGAAGGUGUUCCCACUGAUACAAAAAACAAGAGACUCAUUCUGUCACUCAGGCUGGAGUGCAGUGGCGUGAUCUCAGCUCACUGCAACCUCCGCCCCCCUGGUUCAAGCAAUCCUCGUGCCUCAGCCACCCCAGGUAGCUGGGAUUACAGGAUGGAGUUCUGGUGGAUGAAUUUGGAUUGCCACAGAUCCCUGCUUCAUAGAUUUGCAUCAUUCAAGUAUAUCUUGUAAAACAAACACAUAUUAUGGGACUAGGAAAUAUUUAUCUUUCCAAAUUUGCCAUAACAGAUUUAGGUUUCUUUCCUUUCUUUGAAGGAAAGUUCAAUUACAUUGCUCUUUUAUUUUUUCCAUUAAGAGACUCAUUGCUUGGGAAAUGCUUUCUUCAUACUAAAAUUUGAUUCCUUUUUUUCUUAUGAAAAACGAACUCAGUUUAAAAGUAUUUUUAGCUCGUAUGACUUGUUUUCAUUCAUUAAUAAUAAUUUGAAAUAAAACUAAGGAAAUGGAAUCUUAAAAGUCUAUGACAGUGUAACUCUACAGUCUCAAAAUGACCUGAUAAAUUGAUAAGACAAAGAUGAGAUUAUUGGGGCUGUUCAUAUUAUGAUUCAGAAUCAUUUUCUAUUGUGGUAUUAUAGGUUGGUUAAAGUGAUGUCCUUUUUGAUGGGUUUUGUUGUGUCUUGUGAACAAGUCAUUACUGUGUCCAUUAUUGGAAUGGAAUUAUCACUACUGUAUCAUGAGUGGGUAUUUUGAUUCUAUGGUUCCCUCAGCAUUACAUCUUGACUUGUAAUCAAUAAUGAAUAUUUCUUGAUAUUUAAUGUAUAGGACAUUUAUUUAUACUCAAUAAAUAUUUUUCAAAAGGA